Molecule: messenger RNA, 822 nt
Organism: Linum trigynum
Lineage: Eukaryota; Viridiplantae; Streptophyta; Magnoliopsida; Malpighiales; Linaceae
Source: the annotation of a GenBank genome assembly
AUGGUGUUUUGGGAUGGUUAUGUGAGUGACGAGACAAUGGGCACCUUUGCUCCCAUAGUGGUUUACUGGAUCUAUGCUGGCUUCUUUCAAGUGAUGCUGGCUUCUGGUUUUCUGGACAAGCACCGGCUGCAUACAAGGGAAGAAGGAGAAAAGAAGAACUUGGUGCCAUUGUCAACUGUGAUCAAGGGUGUUCUGCUUCUUCAGAUUAUGCAGAUUGCAACCGCGCAUUUGUACUUCUCGUUAACAUCGAGUGGAGUAGUACUUGCACCACAGACGGCGGCGACUAUCCAGCCGUCGUCGUCCAUUCCGAUUCAGAUCCUGCAAAUCGUCGUAGCGAUGUUCGUGAUGGACGCGUGGCAGUACUUCGGCCACCGAUACAUGCACCACAACAAGUUCUUGUACCGCCACGUACAUUCCCAACACCACAGGCUGGUUGUGCCUCAGGCUGUUGGAGCCAUGUACAACCACCCGCUCGAGGCUCUGUUGCUCGACGUGGGAGGGAGCGUCGCCUCGCUGCUGGUCUCUGGAAUGACUCCUGGGGCCGAGGUGGUUUUUCUCUGCCUGGCUUCGAUGAAAGGCGUGGAUGAUCAUUGCGGAGUUUGGUUCCCAAAUGGCGCCGGGGGCAAUAAUGUUGUUCUCCACUUGCUAGUUGCAAAUCGUUCUGCCUAUCACGACGUUCAUCAUCAAUCUCGUGGCGGAAAGUACAACUUUUCGCAACCUUUUUUUUCGUUUUGGGACAGGCUCAUGGGGACUCAUAUGCCCUGUGUUGUGUUGAAGCGCCCGGGAGGAGGCUAUGAAGCGAAGAUGGCGAUGAAAGAGUAG